GUGAGUUUCCAUCUCCACAGUGGAGAAAGAUGGCGACAGACGUGGAGAUGUCUGGAUGUGAUGGUUACCUUUAGAGGUGAAAUGUGUCUUUUCACAAUGCUUUAAAUAAGCGUUUUACCUUUGAAUGUGAUUAAAUAGUGUGAUAGUUACCUAAGAAGUUGUUAGUGCUCAUUGCUGAAGGAUCUUUUAAGUGAAAUAAUGCGUGAGUUCAAAGUUGUCGUUUUGGGAUCGGGUGGGGUUGGGAAAAGUGCUCUUACUGUACAGUUUGUGUCUGGUUGUUUUAUGGAGAAAUAUGACCCCACCAUUGAAGAUUUUUACAGAAAAGAGAUUGAAGUUGAUAAUUCACCCUGCGUGUUGGAAAUUUUGGACACUGCUGGUACCGAACAGUUCGCGAGUAUGCGCGAUUUAUAUAUUAAAAAUGGCCAAGGAUUUGUUGUGGUUUACAGUCUAACAAACCACCAGACCUUUCAGGAUAUAAAAUCGAUGAAGGAACUUAUUACUCGUGUUAAAGGUUCAGAAAGAGUGCCCAUAUUGUUAGUAGGGAAUAAAGUAGAUCUAGAACAUCAAAGAGAGGUGCCAACUUUGGAAGGAAGUACUUUGGCACAAAUUUGGGGCUGCCCAUUUGUUGAAGCUAGUGCCAAAAAUCGGACAAAUGUCAAUGAAGUGUUUGCUGAGAUCGUCAGGGAAAUGAAUUUCAGUCCUGAAAAAGAAAAGAAGAGCUAUUGCUGUUGUACGGUGCUAUAAAAAUUUUUCUAGUUCAUAGGUAAUUGUAAAUGUAUAUACAUAUAUGUCAAAACAGUUAAUUAACAGGAGAUAAGUUCUUCUGAAAAUUUUGCAUUUAAUUAUAGUGCUCCAGAUUAUUGAUGUUGCAUAUUAACUCAGGAGUCUACAGAGUUUUUCACUAUAAAGAUGAGGUCCAAAUGUUAAUUAUUUAUUACUGUUAGUUUACCAUGUUCAAAAAUGUAGUAAGGGUCUAUAUGUUAUAUGUGGUAUUGAAAGAUUUUUGAAAUUCACAUUAAAUUGAAGAAAAAAAAAGUGUAUAUACUUUUAACACAUACUGAAUGUAACGAUGAAUUGUAUGGGCCUUGUUUUUGUAAAAUACAGUAGUAUACAUUUAUCGUGACCAUUGUUUUAUGUGCAUUUCAUGUGCUUAUGCACUAUCUUACAAGGUUUAAUUUUAUGUUCUAUUUUAUAUUGCAUGAUUGGGAACUAAGUACUGAAAUUUUACUGGCAUAUCUUGUUUGUAACAUGAAUCACAAAAACUAUUUUUUCUAUGUUGUAAGGUAGAUUUAUUUUAAGAUUUGAAUGCUUUUUAGGAUUUGUAAAGACUGAAUUGAUGGUUUAUGAGUUGUGGCCCAAGUUUUAAGUGUAAUAAAUUUUGGGUGUUAACCAAUUCUACUUUAGGCCAAAUUUUUCUUUACUUAUUUUGUGAUAUCCAUUUAUGAAAUUGAUCUAUUUAAAUACGGGAUUUUUGAAGGAUAUUUUUUAAUUUCUUUCUCAACAUUUUUUUGAUUUAUAUUUAUCGGAGUUUCAAAUCCUGGAUUUUGAUUUAUUUCUAAUGGUACAAGAUUAGUUGUUUCUCGUUAGUCUCUUAAGUAAUUAAUUGGUUCUAUUUAUUAUUCAUUAUCGUUUUCCAAUAAUGUUAACUUACACUUUGGCCUAAACUGUAAAUUUAAGUGGCCUAUUUCUGUGUCGUUCUCAGAAUUUCAGUUUUCGGAUUUAUGUAUUUGUAUACCUCAUAUUAAUUCUUUCAAAUUUAGAUAGAACAUAUAGAAGUAUUAUCAAUGUUGAAAGUUCUGUUUAUAUGUUAUUCUUAUAGUCUGUGAUACAUGUGCAACCCUAGAAACAUUGUUCUAUAUAUGUUGUAAUUAAGUUAUACAACUGAACAGUGUUUAAAAAGAAAUAUCCUCAAUAAAAUCUCUGCAAUUAAAGUGACAGAUCGAGUAUUUAAAAAGCCAUUCUAUUGUGAUUAAUGCUCAGUGUUUCUUCGAAAUUCUUGCCAUCAUUAGACUCAGGAUUUGUCUAUAGCUUGUCAAGUGAUGUGUUGUGCAAAAGUGUUUGACUUGGAUUCGGCUGAAUUACAUUGGAUUAUCAAAAGAGGUGGGCUUUAUUAUUUAUAUGUUUUUUUUUCUAAAGUAAAAAAAAUUGCUUGCUUUCUCCUUAAGUCUGAUGAUUUCAUAUUAAUUCUCACUAUAGCUCAAGCUUUCAUUUUUUUUCAUAGAUUUUUUUUGAUAUAUAGUCUAUUUAAACUCAGAGCCGUCCAGAUAUCAAUUUUGCCUAGAGUUUAUAUUAUUGUAAUUAUUAUUUCCACGUGAUAUUUCAAGAAUGAAUUCAUCAAAAUUUUAUAUUGUUUUUUAUUCAAGCGAAACUCUUUGAGGAUCAUAACAAAAGAGUUUCAAGUUACUGGCCUGUUAUAUACCCCCUCUCCUUUGAUUUAAUUUAUUCCUACUUGAUUUUUCUCUAUAGGAGACAAUAUAUGGGAUAGAUGGCUUUAAAUGUACUAGAUUUCACUUUCAUUGCUAUGACUGUUUUUUUUUUUUUUAAUUUAUUUUUAUUUUUAUAAUUUUCAAAUUCAAUAAAGAGUCACUAUGCUAUUAUAUUCUUAAAAAUAAAACCUAUGUAAAUAUUUUAUACAUUUUGUAUUAUGUGCUAUGAUAGUUUUAAAAUUGUAUUAUUGUUUAUUAUUGUACAUUUUGUAAAUUCUUAUCCUCUUUGUAAUCAAUUUUGAUUGUAUGUCCCUUAAUAUUAAUGAUAAUUGGGCAAUGAUCGUCCGAUGUUGUAUAUUUGCUUAUUGUAUUGUUUUCUCCCAAACACUGAAGGGUUAUACAUGUGUACUGUAACAUAUAUCAAAGAUUAUUAUGUUUUAAUACAUGGUUUUUUAAUAU
Molecule: messenger RNA, 2885 nt
Organism: Nezara viridula (southern green stink bug)
Lineage: Eukaryota; Metazoa; Arthropoda; Insecta; Hemiptera; Pentatomidae
Source: the annotation of a GenBank genome assembly